Lachancea dasiensis is the source of this 765-nucleotide messenger RNA. The record is from the annotation of a GenBank genome assembly. Lineage: Eukaryota; Fungi; Ascomycota; Saccharomycetes; Saccharomycetales; Saccharomycetaceae.
AUGACUGCCCCAGAAUUCAGCUACAAAGUAAAGCCAGACACGCUCGUUCUUUUCGACGUCGAUGGUACUCUAACCCCAGCUAGACUUACCGUCUCUGAAGAAGUGAGAGAGACUUUGAAGCAGCUCAGAAAGAAAGUGGUCAUCGGUUUUGUCGGUGGUUCUGACUUGAGCAAGCAACUAGAACAGUUGGGCCCAAAUGUGUUGAACGACUUUGACUACGCUUUCUCUGAAAACGGGUUGACUGCUUACAGAAUGGGUGAGAAGUUGGCUUCUCAGUCUUUCAUCAACUGGAUUGGUGAAGAAGAGUACAACAAAUUGGCCACCUUCAUCCUCAAGUACCUUGCCAGCAUUGAAUUGCCAAAGAGAAGAGGAACCUUUUUGGAGUUCAGAAACGGUAUGAUCAACGUUUCGCCUAUCGGUAGAAACGCUUCCAACGCCGAACGUAACGAGUUUGAACAAUACGACAAGCAACACCAAAUCAGAGCUAAGUUUGUCGAGGCUUUGAAGAAGGAAUUCGCCCACUUGAAGUUAACCUUUUCCAUCGGUGGCCAAAUUUCUUUCGAUGUUUUCCCUACCGGCUGGGACAAAACUUACUGUCUACAACACGUUGAGUGCGACAACUUCAAGGAGAUUCACUUUUUCGGUGACAAGACCAUGCAAGGCGGUAACGACUACGAGAUCUACACCGACUCCAGAACCGUCGGACACUCUGUGCAGACCCCAGAUGACACCGUCAAGAUCUUGCGCGAAUUGUUCCAAUUGUAA